AUGGAUCGUGAACUGGCGCGCUACAAGGUGAGCAUUGCUGAACUCAGCGAGGCCCGCUUCUCCGAACAAGGCCAACUGAAGGAGAUGGGUGCAGGCCACACCUUCUUCUGGAUCUGUCAUUCAAAGUUAAAGCGACGGGAUUCAGGCAUCACCUUUUUCAUGCGAAACUACAUCGUAGGACGCCUGCUCUGCAUGCUGAAGGACAUCAACGAUCGUCUGAUUAGCCUCCGCGUGCCUCUCCGGGAAGGCAAAUGCGACACUAUCAUCGGCGUCUACGCCCCCUUGAUGACCAGCCCCGACGCCGAAAGGGACAAAUUCUACGAGGAAAUGCGCGCCCUCCAGCCGACUGUAUCGAUGUCAGAUAAGUUGAUUGUCCUCUGUGAAUUUAACGUCCGAGCCGGCACAGACCGUGCUGCCUGGAGAGGAGUGCUGGCCUUCGCAGCUUUAAUGACAAUGGCCUACUCCUCCUGA
Molecule: messenger RNA, 471 nt
Organism: Spirometra erinaceieuropaei
Lineage: Eukaryota; Metazoa; Platyhelminthes; Cestoda; Diphyllobothriidea; Diphyllobothriidae
Source: the annotation of a GenBank genome assembly